Messenger RNA from Cuscuta europaea, 11404 nucleotides. The record is from the annotation of a GenBank genome assembly. NCBI's taxonomy places the organism in Eukaryota, Viridiplantae, Streptophyta, Magnoliopsida, Solanales, Convolvulaceae.
UUUCUCAAAAAGUUUUCUGAUAUUUUUCAAAGGGGGCUUUUCCAAUAUGUUUUUGUAAAAUAUUAGGAGAAUAAAUGAUUAGAGAAUAAGCAAGGACUUCUAGGAUUAAAAUGAAAGUUUUAGGACCGUGGUGAGGCUGUGAGACUUUGACUUUUGAUUUUCAUUAAGUUUGUUGUUCUUUUAAUUGAUUGAGAUAUGCUUUUGGUUUUGAUAUGUUGUUAUGGACUUAGAGAAACUUUCCAGGUAUGUCUUUGGUGAAGCUAUUAGUUAAGGUAGUAUAAUUAUGAGUAGUGCUCGAUCUUAUUCGUAUCGCAAUCUUUUCAAGAAUACAAUGACGCCUACGAAGGACAGGUGAUAGAAGUUGCCUAACUGAGUCCAGAAAUUCAAAGGACCUAGAGUUACCUUUGGAGGUAAUGACAAAGAAGGUCAAACAAAAGGAAGAGGGAAGCUGAUCAAGAACCAGAUAUUCAUUGAUGAUGUCUCAUAUGUCAUAGGACUGAAGUUCAACUUGCUGAGUGCUAGCCAAUUCUGUGACAAAGGCUACACCGUUGAAUUCACUAAGGACUUCUGCUAUGUGAAGCAUGAGACAACAAAAGAAGUGGUUCUUACAGCAUCAAUGAAGAAGAACAUCUAUGUGCUUGAUUGGAACACUGCAAAGGAUGGAGUUUGCCUGAUAGCCAAGGGAGAUUCAAAACUAAGCUGGGACUGGCACAAGAAGCUUAGCCAUUUGAACUUCAAAACAAUCAACAAACUGGAAAGAGAACACAUUGUUGAUGGACUGGCAGACAUAGUUUACAAGAAAGAGACCAUCUGCAGUGCAUGCCAGAAGGGAAAACAACAGAAGAACUCGUUCAAACCCAUUGCUGGAGAUCUUUCUACAAGUCCUUUAAAUAUGAUCCACAUGGAUUUAUUUGGACCUGUUGAGACUCCAAGUGUUGGUGGCAAGAAAUACACUCUAGUCAUGGUUGAUGACUAUUCCAGAUAUACAUGGACUAUCUUUCUAUCAAAGAAGAAUGAAACUCUUCAGAAGUUGCCAUCUCUGUUAAAGCAACUUCAGACUGAGAAGAACUUGAAGGUUAAGACAAUCAGGUCUGACAGAGGAACUGAAUUUGUCAACCAAGUCAUAAAGGACUUCUGUGAUCAAAAUGGAACCUUUCAUCAACUCUCUGCCGCCAGAACCCCUCAGCAGAAUGGCGUAGCAGAAAGGAGGAACAGAACAUUAAAAGAAGCUGCAAGGACAAUGAUUGCAGAAUCUGGACUACCUAUGAGAUACUGGGCUGAAGCAAUCAACACUGCAUGCUAUACCCAGAACAGAAGCAUGAUCAACAAGAAUCACCAGAAGACCCCUUAUUAACUCUGGAAAGGAAGAAAACCCAACAUUAGCUACUUUCAUGUGUUUGGAUGCAAGUGCUACAUCCUUAACAAUGGAAAGGAGCAUCUGAAAUUCUUUCAAGAGAAAGCUGAUGAAGGUAUCUUUAUAGGCUAUUCAAACACCAGUAAAGCCUAUAGAGUACUCAACAGAAGGACUCUACAUGUUGAAGAGUCUAUACAUGUGAAAUUUGAUGGUAGCACCUCUGUUAAAGAAGUAACAGAGAUCCUGAAAGAAGUCAGCGUAGAAGACAGAACACCUGAACCAACAGAAGAGGUAGCAGAUAACCCUGCAUUUCCAACACCUGCACCAAACCCCCUUCUGUUGAAUGAAGAUGAAGAUUCAGAAGAUGAAGAACCAGAGAGACCCAGACAACAACUGACAGAACCUGAUCUGACAUGGUUAAGAGACCAUCCCCCUAAUCAAGUAAUUGGACAUAUCAGAAGUGGUGUGCAGACUAGAUCAGCAUCAACAAGGAGAGAAGCAAUGCUUGUCUGCUAUAUAUCUUAGAUGGAACCCAUGACUGUAGAAGAAGCUCUUGCAGAUUCAGACUAGAUCAAUGCAAUGCAAGAAGAGCUUACUCAAUUUGAAAGGAACAAAAUAUGAGAACUUGUUCCUAGGCCAAAGCACCAGAAUGUCAUUGGAACAAAAUGGGUAUUCAAGAACAAAGCUGAUGAAGAUGGUAACAUUGUAAGGAAUAAAGCAAGGCUGGUAGCCAAGGGAUACUGUCAAGAAGAAGGAAUAGAUUUUGAUGAGACUUUUGCACCAGUUGCUAGACUGGAAGCCAUCAGAAUAUUUCUAGCCUAUGUUGCCUACAACAACAUCAAGGUCUACCAGAUGGAUGUCAAAAGCGCAUUUCUGAAUGGAGAUCUUGAAGAAGAAGUUUUUGUGGAACAACCACCAGGUUUUGUCAUUCCUACUCACUCUUCCUGUGUCUACAAGUUUAAAAAGGCCCUCUAUAGUCUUAAGCAAGCUCCCAGAGCAUGGUAUGACACACUGUCCCUAUUCCUAGUGAACCAUGGGUUUACUAAGGGAAAGGUUGACAAAACUCUAUUUCAAAUCUCUGUUUCUAAUCAUAUUCUGUUAGUACAAAUAUAUGUGGAUGAUAUUAUAUUUGGUAGUACUAAUUCAGAACUGUGCAAGAAAUUCUCUCAAGUAAUGCAGAGUCAAUUUGAAAUGAGUAUGAUGGGAGAACUCAGCUACUUCCUAGGACUACAAGUCAAACAAGUUCCAGAAGGAAUCUUUAUCAAUCAAGGGAAGUAUACCAGAGACCUGAUCAAGAAGUUUGGAGUGGAAGGCAAAUCCUCGGUUAAGAUUCCCAUGAACACUUCACAAGGAAUUGGUCCAGAUGAUGAAGGCAAAGAUGUCGAUGAAACUACCUACAGAGGAAUCAUAGGAUCUCUGCUGUAUCUGACUGCAAGCAGACCAGAUAUCUCAUUCUCUGUUGGAAUCUGUGCCAGAUACGAAUCAAAGCCCAAGGAGAGCCAUCUUAGUGUUGCAAAGAGAAUUAUCAGAUAUAUCAAAGGAAAUCCAAAUGCAGGCCUAUGGUAUCCAAAGGGAGGUAACUUUGAACUAAUUGGUUACUCUGACUCAGAUUUUGCAGGUUGCAGAUUAGACAGGAAGAGCACCUCUGGUCACUGCCAAAUGCUAGGAGGAAGGCUUGUUUCCUGGUUUAGCAAGAAGCAGAAUUCAAUCUCAACCAGUACAGAAGAAGCUGAAUACAUUGCAGCUGGGAGUUGCUGUGCUCAGCUACUCUGGAUGAAGCAACAGCUGAAGGACUAUGACAUUCAAGCAAAGGAGAUCAAAUUGCUUUGUGACAACACUAGUGCCAUUGCCAUCACUCAGAAUCCAGUCCUUCACUCCAGGACAAAGCACAUUAAGAUCAGACAUCACUUCAUCAGAGAUCAUGUUGAAAAGAAGCACAUAUGCAUGGAGCAUGUGCCAACAGAAGACCAGCUUGCAGACAUUCUGACAAAGCCUCUGCCUGAGGCUAGAUUCAACAAACUGAGAGAGGAAUUGGGAAUGAUGGAUGAAAUUCCAAGAGAAAGUUGAAAAGGAAGGCCCUCUGUUGCAAAAUUCCUGCUAACAGAAUACCUGUUGCAGAACCUCUUCUGUUAACCUCUUCUGUUCUCUAUCCUGAACAGAGAACCUCCGUUCCCGACAGAACACCUCUGCAACAGAACCCCCCCUUUUCUUAUCCUCAGAAAACCUUACCUCGAACAGAAGGUUGUAGACUUAGAAAAUUUGGAGAAACCGGGUGACCUAGUAACUUAAUGAAGGUCUUUUACCCUUUUACCCUUAAAACGGUAUACAGCCGCAAAAUAUUUACUACGCCCCUUUUUCCAUUUAUUGGUACCUCGAAACCGUAAAUAAUCUCAAGUGUCCACUAACCUGAACCCAUAUAUUCCUCUUCCUCAAACCUAAAACGUUACUGCUCUCAUUACUCUCAAAUUCUCAAACCUCCAUAGCUCUCAAGUUCUCAGAAACUUUUCCCUGUUCUAAUGGCUUUCAUCAACAUCAACGACCUCACCAAGGAAGAAAUCAACAUCUUGGUCACUAACAUCUAUACUGGGAUGAACUGCGAUCUUUCCGCACUCCCUGAACUUGCAGCAAAUCAUGAAACGAUGAUGAAAAUCAUCAAGGGAAUGGAAGAAUCACAACUAAACAAGGUUGUGGGCUAUCAUUUUGAUUCCUACAGCACGAAGGACGUGGCAGAGUUCUAUCUAAAUGCUACAUAUGAAGGGGAUACCAUCAAGUCAAAUGUCAAUGGUGAUGACAUAACCAUCACUCCUGAAAUUAUCAACGCUCUGUUUGGCGUAGUGGAGGAUCCUCAAGAAGAAGGCAUUGAAGGCUUCUUAUCCCUAGACAGUGUCAAGGUCACUGUGGACAACUUUGUCCAACUCUACUGCCGACAUGAAGUGGAGAGAGUUCCCAAACUGUACAUGAAGAAGAAUCUUCUUCAAAGUGACUAUGAGAAGCUCGUCGACAUCUUCCAUAGGUGUGUCUGGAGCAAGAGCACCUCUACUGACGACAUGACUGUUCUCAAUGCAAAAGCUAUUUUUGCAGUUCAUCAUGGGAUGAACAUCAACUGGGGACAGGUAAUCAUCAAAUCCCUAAUUGAGUUCAUCAAGAAGAAAGACAAGGAAACCGGCCUUUUCAAAAACCCCAUUGGUUAUGGCCUUCUGUUAUCUGAAACCCUGCUAAAGGCAAGGAUAGGGUUGAGAAACCCUAUUGAGGCAGACUACACCAAACUCCUUUUCCUCAAUACCUCUGGUGACAGAAAGAUUGCCCUCAAGGCUGAACAAAAGAGGCUGAGGACCCUGGAGUUUAACCGGGAGAAGCUUCAACAGAAAUUCAUCAAACCCAAGAAGGCUGGGAAGAAACAGCAGAAGCCCUCUACCCCAUCAGAAUCCGAAGAGGAGGAGGUUCUGGUCAGAAAAUCUGUGAAAAAGGUUGUUUUGAAGAAGGCUGCCUGAUAGUGUGAAUUUCCUAUCAUGUAUGUUUGUAUUUUUAACUAGUUUUUAUUAGUUCUAGUUGUGGAAAUUACACAUUUUUUGUGUAAUACUUUAUUUUCAUAAUUAUUUGUAAUUUGUUUAGAUUAGGACUAUUCUGAGCUAAACAGGUCAAAACUCAUCUAAGGGAUCAAGAUGGGACCUCAAAAGAUCAAGGAAAGUGCAAAGAGACAUGAAAGAUUUCGAUUUGGAAAAAUACUCGUAUACCCGGUCGGGUAUAGGCAAUACCCGAUCGGGUAUUUGCUUGAUUCGGUUGUCCAAAUCAAAUCUGGGAACAAAGGAUCGUGGGAGCAAAUUUUCGUAAAGAUUUGUCACAUACCCGAUCGGGUAAACCGACAUACCCGACCGGGUAUGUCCAGAAAUGUGGCUUUCCGGGAAAUUUCCUAAGAUACCCGAUCGGGUAUCCUAUAUACCCGGUCGGGUAUCAGCCCCUGCAGCUCCCAAAAGCCUAUAAAUACACCCUUUUCCUUCACAAUAAGAUAUCCAAUUCCUUUGUACAUCUAAGCUCAGUAUAGAAUAGCUCUUUCUUUAUAUUUUUCAUCAUGUUUAGUCUCCAAAUGAGGAGCUAAACUCUUUCAUCUUGGUUUUGCUACUUUGAAGCUUAAUGAAUUUGUAAGUAGUGAGUUAUUUUCUUUAAUCUUCUUCCUUGAAUAUUAAUUCUUUCUUUCAAAAUACUAUCUCUAUAUCAAAGUUGGGGAGUGUUACUAAGAUUACAAUUAGUUAACAUCUUGACAUUGGUUAUAGUAAUAGCUAUUUCUUCCUCUAUGAUAAUAUUGGGGAGUGUUACUAAGAUGACAAUUAGUUAACAUCUUGAUAUUAAUCAUAGUAGGAUUCAUAUAUUUUAAUAUUCUUCCUUGAGUAUUAAUUAAUUCCUAUUCAUAUUUCAUGUUAAUAUCUUAAACAUUACUUAAAGUAUCAACUAGUAUUGUUUCUCAUAUUAAUUAUUACUAGAAUCAAUCGGUUAAUACGUUUGUUAUUAAUCCGGUUCUUUCAACGGUAGUAAACUUGGAAUAUUAAUGCAUGCAUCUCAUGGUUAAUAUGCCAAGGGGAAUUAAUUAUAUUGAUUAAACCAAUAAACCGCUUGUGUUGAGGUUAUCAAUCUCAAUCGUUUUCAUCUUAAGUUUAUUGCUACUAUCAAGUUAAUAUACGGCGCUUGUUCUAUAUUGACUCGAUAGUAAGUUUUAUUAAUGAACGCAUCUCGUUAUUAAUAACUACCCUCGAUGAACUGGAUAUACUCCUCGAUUGAGUAUUCGAGAGGAAGAUAGUUAAAGAUAUAACCGGGAUCGACGAACAUUUCAUUAAGUGGAUAAAAGCGAAACCAAGUCUUCAUCUCAUUGAAUUAAACUCAUAUAGGUUGUUUAUCUUAGUGUCUUUAAAGCAAACAAAUCUAAACCCCCCUUUUUGUUACUAUUUAUUUAAAAGAAACGUAUUCCUUUCCCUGUGGAUACGAACCUUACUACACUAUACUACGUAUUAGUGUUGUAUUGAUUAAUUAUUUUGAGUGCACCUAACGACAAGUGCACGUCAAAUUUGGCGCCGUUGCCGGGGAAAGGCAAUCAUUUUUCUUUUUAUUUUAUCUCAUAAAAAUCAAAAACACAAAAAAUUUAUUUUUACAAAAUAAAAAACUUGCUCUUCUAUUUUCUGAGCUUACAUGAGUUAUGAGUAUAUGGAUACCAACACUUCAUCCUCAGAGAGUGAAAUUUCCUUCUUGACUUCUCUAAUAAAGGAAUCUAUCUUUAACUCAAAAGCUCAAGAUGCCAAGACUUGCAACAUUUGCAUGUCUCACAGACAUCUUACGGACUUCUGCCCAAAGAUCCAAGAAGAAUACAUUGCACAAAUUGAUGAUGUACCUCACAUGAGGUAUGAUCCAUUCUCCAACUCUAAUAUGUCCACGAAGGACAUGGUUCGGGCUCUUGCUAACAGCGUAACCACCAUGCAACAAAACAUGGUGCAAUUCCAAAAUGAGACCAAGUCUAGCAUUUUGAGCUUGGAAUCUCAAGUGGGUCAAAUAGCCGGAGUCGUGAGUAGGCUUGAAGCAAGGGAUUCGGGAAAACUUUCCUCUCAAAUAGAAUGUGAUCCUAGACAGCAAACUUUUGCAAUCACAUUGAAAAAUGAAGAGGAAAAGCAAAAAGAGAUCCAGGAUCCAGAAGAAGUAGAGGAAGAAAAGGACACGGAGCUCCAACUGGUCAAAAAAGAGGAUAAUCUGAGCUUCAAGGUUAAAUAUCUAUCCUUGUCAUCUUUUGAGGUACCCCCAUCAAUUCUAAAAAUCUUGAGGGAAACUCAUAAACUUGAAAUGGACAAUGACAUUUCUGAAAUAUUCUUCAAAAUUGAGGAGUCGAAAAACUUUUUAUUGAUCAUACUAAACGAUAAUUUCUUCCCAUUCCUCCCACCACACGAAUCAAUGAAAAUCUGGAUAUUUGAUCCUGGAAAGAUUUCCAAAGUGGAGAGUCGAGAAAUUAAGCACUCCUAUGGAAGUCCUAGGAGUGAAAGUGAGAAGAAAAUAAACUAUCAUGAUCCAAGUUUGAAUGAUUGAAAACAAUGAUAGCGUCGUGCCGCGACGUUAAAUGAGGCGCUUCUUGGGAGGCAACCCAUGCAAGGUACGUUUACUUGUUUUAUUUUAUUUUUACACAUUUCAAAAAAGAAAAAAGAAAAAAAAGAGUUUUGUGCACCACGGCUUAAUACCUGAUCGGGCACAUGUAUAUAUCUGGUCGGGUAUAAGAGAAAAUAAAUUUCAAAAACUACGGCGAGAAGAAGUCGAUCGGGUAUGAAAAUCCCAGAAAGCGAAGAAAAGGAAGAUACCCGAUCGGGUAUAGCCACUUACCCGACCGGGUAUGCUUAAAACGUGCAAUUUCAGAGCUCACUGCCUCGUGUAGUGAUCGGGUAUGAAAAUCCCAAAAAUCAAAGAAAAGGGAGAUACCCGAUCGGGUAUAGCCACUUACCCGACCGGGUAUGCUUAAAACGUGCAAAUCUGUAGCUCACUGCCUCGCGUACCCGAUCGGGUAUACACACUUACCCGGUCGGGUAAGCGGGAUUACUCAGCAUUUUAAUUCGAAAAGUCCCUUCUUCUUCCCAAAUUCCUUCCCCAAAUCCGACCAAACCCUCCCCAAACCUCCAUAGCCGGUUCUUCUACCUCAAAUUACUCCCUGAAUUCUCCACCAAAUCCCUCCAAACCACCACCAAAAUCUUCCCCACAUCCCCCUCUACACACCCAUACCCAUCAACACCACAUUCUCUUCCAAUUUCGUAGAGUCCGAAAAACCCAACCCCACCACAUAAAAGUCCGAAAUUUGGAACCCAAAAUCCAAGUUUUCUAGCAAAAAUGGCACCAAAGAGGACAAGAGGAGAAAGUUCUUCUUCAAGAGCACCGGUUCCCGGCUUUGAAAACAUCAUCAUCACCUCAUCGGCUCACCGGGAAAAAGUCUUGGCCCAAACUAAAAGAGAGGUACAUCAUUCCCGUUUUUUGUGUAUGAAUACUUUGGAUGAGCUAGAAAUUCUUGCUAUGAUGCUUCAAUUAGGUGAAUUGUUGGGAAUGAGCAAAAUUUUUGGGUUGAAAUAUAACCCAAAUGAUGAACUUGUGUAUGAAUUCUUGGGUUCCGUAGAGAGAAUCAAAGAUGAUAAUGAUGAUAGGGAGGAUAAACUCACGUUUCGUUUAUUCAAUAAAUCACAUUCCAUAACAAAACGUGAGUUUGCGGAGCACUUUGGCUUGCCCGUGCCACCACAAAAUGCCCAAGAGCCCGACACCGGGUAUGGCUUUGAAUUGUGGAAAACAAUGACGGGGGAAAUGAACUUUAGCUCCAAAAAUCUUGUCAUAACUCAUGUCCAACACCCAGUGCUACGCAUUUUCUUGAAAUACUUGGUUAGCUUUGUGUUUGGACGCCCCAACAAUCACCAAGCACGAAUAGGUGAUAUAUGUAUUCUAGCCAAUGCACUGUUUGACAUACCUCCCUUCCACUAUAACAUUGUGAACCGUAUGUGGGAACAUCUGUAUAAAGAAUGCACCGCCCAAAGAAAAAUUUGGAUAGGGGGCGUUAUUCUUCACAUAGCUACAAAAUUCGGUUACGUAGACAAUGCACCAAUAGCCGAAUUCUGUCUUUUUGACAUAACACAUCUGGGCAAUUCAAAGGACAUCAAGUUCUCUCAUCGUGAUUACAAGGGGAAAAUCUUUUACAAAUGGUCCAUCUUCCCGAAACCCACUCGUUACUUCAUGAUCCCCUCCGAGGGGCUACCCACUAUUCCAUUCCGAUUAGAACCACCUCUUGUGCACCACUAUUGCCUCCCUCCAGCCAUCCCACCAUAUUUUCAAAACCAAGAAGAUGAACCCGCACAAGAACAAGCCCCUCCAAUUCUUGAAGAUAUUCCAGCUCCACCUCACGACCAACCCCACUAUGAUCCGUAUCAAACACAAGUGCUUGAGAACCAACGUGCUCUAUUGGAAGGACUCCGGGAUUUGAGCUUCCGGGUCAACCGCAUGGACGAGGACAACCGACGGGCAAUAGCCCCCAUCUAUGCUUACCAUCAUCAGCAGGGGCACUUCUCCUCUAUACGUCCCCCAGUGCAGCACCCGUCAUGGUAUGACCCCUCUCAGUGGGGUAAUUUUGGGGAGGACAGCGGUUACAGUGGAGGAGACUAUGGUGGCGGUCAGCCUGGCUUUGACGGAGACGAGCACUAGGGACAGUGCUUCAAGCUAAGUGAGGGGGAAUCACUCAUUGGUACGUACUCAAUUGUUUCAACCUUGUAACUUGCAUUAUCUUCUUUUUAAAAAAAAAGAAAAAAAAAGCAAACAAAAAAAAAAGGAAAAAAAAGGGAAAUGCUAGUUAGGUUGAAAACCCAAAAAACGGGCAAUCUAAGCAAAAAGGGCUUAUAAAAAAAAUGUUAAUGAGUGAGUUAGAAAGGAACAAAACAAAUUGUUGAAUUGUUGAACUAUUGAAGACAUGAAAAACUUGUUAAAUUGUUCAAUUUAAAUCUAAUGUACAAACCUUGGUGGUCUUUUGCUCUUUCUUGUUAAAUUGUUGAACUAUUGAAGACAUGAAAAACUUGUACACAUUUGGCUUUACUCGAGGACGAGUAAAGAAACUAAGUGUGGGGGAGUUUGAUAGUGUGAAUUUCCUAUCAUGUAUGUUUGUAUUUUUAACUAGUUUUUAUUAGUUCUAGUUGUGGAAAUUACACAUUUUUUGUGUAAUACUUUAUUUUCAUAAUUAUUUGUAAUUUGUUUAGAUUAGGACUAUUCUGAGCUAAACAGGUCAAAACUCAUCCAAGGGAUCAAGAUGGGACCUCAAAAGAUCAAGGAAAGUGCAAAGAGACGUGAAAGAUUUCGAUUUGGAAAAAAUACUCGUAUACCCGGUCGGGUAUAGGCAAUACCUGAUCGGGUAUUUGCUUGAUUCGGUUGUCCAAAUCAAAUCUGGGAACAAAGGAUCGUGGGAGCAAAUUUUCGUAAAGAUUUGUCACAUACCCGAUCGGGUAAACCGACAUACCCGACCGGGUAUGUCCAGAAAUGUGGCUUUCCGGGAAAUUUCCUAAGAUACCCGAUCGGGUAUCCUAUAUACCCGGUCGGGUAUCAGCCCCUGCAGCUCCCAAAAGCUUAUAAAUACACCCUUUUCCUUCACAAUAAGAUAUCCAAUUCCUUUGUACAUCUAAGCUCAGUAUAGAAUAGCUCUUUCUUUAUAUUUUUCAUCAUGUUUAGUCUCCAAAUGAGGAGCUAAACUCUUUCAUCUUGGUUUUGCUACUUUGAAGCUUAAUGAAUUUGUAAGUAGUGAGUUAUUUUCUUUAAUCUUCUUCCUUGAAUAUUAAUUCUUUCUUUCAAAAUACUAUCUCUAUAUCAAAGUUGGGGAGUGUUACUAAGAUGACAAUUAGUUAACAUAUUGACAUUGGUUAUAGUAAUAGCUAUUUCUUCCUCUAUGAUAAUAUUGGGGAGUGUUACUAAGAUGACAAUUAGUUAACAUCUUGAUAUUAAUCAUAGUAGGAUUCAUAUAUUUUAAUAUUCUUCCUUGAGUAUUAAUUAAUUCCUAUUCAUAUUUCAUGUUAAUAUCUUAAACAUUACUUAAAGUAUCAACUAGUAUUGUUUCUCAUAUUAAUUAUUACUAGAAUCAAUCGGUUAAUACGUUUGUUAUUAAUCCGGUUCUUUCAACGGUAGUAAACUUGGAAUAUUAAUGCAUGCAUCUCAUGGUUAGUAUGCCAAGGGGAAUUAAUUAUAUUGAUAAAACCAAUAAACCGCUUGUGUUGAGGUUAUCAAUCUCAAUCGUUUUCAUCUUAAGUUUAUUGCUACUAUCAAGUUAAUAUACGGCGCUUGUUCUAUAUUGACUCGAUAGUAAGUUUUAUUAAUGAACGCAUCUCGUUAUUAAUAACUACACUCGAUGAACUGGAUAUACUCCUCGAUUGAGUAUUCGAGAGGAAGAUAGUUAAAGAUAUAACCGGGAUCGACGAACAUUUCAUUAAGUGGAUAAAAGCGAAACCAAGUCUUCAUCUCAUUGAAUUAAACUCAUAUAGGUUGUUUAUCUUAGUGUCUUUAAAGCAAACAAAUCUAAAC